AUGGCGGCAGCGCGCCAGCUCCACGGCCUCCUCCGCCUGCCGCCUCCCCGCCCCCUCCGCCCCGUCUUCGUGCCACCAACUCCCUGCCGCGCACGCCCUCCCCUCGCCUCCCUGCGUAUUCCACACCCACCAUCUCCUCUCCCCAAGAAACGCCUCUCCAGCGCUCCCGAAGCCAAAGGCGAGACGGCGGCGGCGUUAUUGGGGGAGGGGGAGGAGGGGAAUGGAGCGACGGAGGAUGAGGCGCGGGAGGCGCAAGAAGGGGCGGGGGGAUACGCGGAGAGCGUUGGCGCCGGGGACCCCGCGGGCCCUCCGGCCCAUCACCUUGCGGCCCGCGCUGGUCUUGGGGACCCGGUGUUCUUCCUCCUGACCUUCGUCGCCGUCACGACAUCCGUUGCCUUCAUCAGCAUGGUAGCGGUGGCGAUUCCUACGAUGCUCGCUAUGAGGAGAGCUGCAAAUUCAUUUGCUCUGCUGGCUGAUGCAGCUCUGGAUGAGUUACCGAGCACGAUGACAGCUGUAAGACUCUCUGGCAUGGAAAUCAGUGAUUUCACCCUUGAACUUAGUGACUUGAGCCAAGUGAUAGCAGACGGUGUGAACAAGUCAACGAAUAUUGUUCAAGCAGUAGAAGAUGGAAUAGGACAAAUGAGGAAUAUAGCUCGGCAGAAGACUAAAUCUGUAUGA
Molecule: messenger RNA, 678 nt
Organism: Triticum turgidum subsp. durum (durum wheat)
Lineage: Eukaryota; Viridiplantae; Streptophyta; Magnoliopsida; Poales; Poaceae
Source: the annotation of a GenBank genome assembly